AUGAUCCUCAUCAGACGUCUCUGGCUCUUACCAGCCUUCUUCAUUUCCUGUGCCCUCUACUACCUCUUCCUCUACCCGAAAGAGCCCUCGUCUUAUCCCCAUCCUGAACGCAAGAUUCACUGGGUGAAACAUGAAGAGCGCUACCCGGUAGCUGGCUACCGCGAUCUACCUGUCGGACCUCUUGCGCAGAUUCCAAGGAUACAGUAUGAUUUCGAGUCCCAUCCCGAGCCCCCUGAUGCCAAAUCCCUGCGAGAAAAGCGGCAAGCCGCUAUAAAAGACGCUUUCUUACAUGCUUGGACUGGAUACAAAAAGCAUGCGUGGACACGUGACGAAGUUGCUCCCAUUAGCGGAGCAUACCGUUCAAGUUUCGGUGGAUGGGGUGCCACGCUGGUCGAUACUAUGGACACGCUUUGGAUCAUGGACUUGAAGGCUGACUUUGAUCAAUGUGUCGAUGUGGUCAAGCAUAUUGACUUCACUACGAAUGAGGAGGAGUACCUGAAUAUAUUCGAAACCACAAUUCGAUACAUGGGAGGUCUUCUUGCCGCAUAUGAUCUGUCCUUGGGCAAAUACAAGCUGCUCCUUGACAAGGCCGCUGAACUAGGCGAGAUCCUGUACUCGGCAUUUGACACCCCUACGCAUAUGCCCAUGGCGCGUUGGUCCUGGAAGAAGACUGCUCUCGGUGGGGAAGUCGAACCAAGCGAGACCACCCUCCUCGCUGAACUCGGCAGUUUGACCUUGGAAUUUACGAGGCUGAGCCAGCUAACAGGCGACCCCAAAUACUUUGAUGUUGUCACGAGAAUUGCCGAAGAGAUGGAGUGGCACCAGAACAAAACCAAUAUCCCCGGCUUAUGGCCUACUAUCGUCAAUGCUAAGACCCUAAGCUUUGACUACAACCAUUUCACCUUCGGUGGUAUGGCUGACUCCACCUACGAAUAUUUGCCCAAACAAUUCAUGCUGCUUGGAGGCCGAGACAAAAGGUAUAAAAAUAUGUAUGAGGACGCCAUCGAAGCGGCACAACGAUAUCUGUUCUUCCGCCCCAUGCUCCCAAAAGGUGAAGAUGUCCUGUUCAGUGGAAAUGCUCAAUUGACGACCCUGAACACUAUUCCAACUUCAAAUCUCGAACCGCAAGGCCAACAUCUGACUUGCUUUGUGGGUGGGAUGGUGGGCAUUGGUGCCAAAAUAUUCGCUCGUCCAGAUGAGCUACGUGUGGCUCGUCGAUUGGUUGAGGGCUGCGUCUGGGCCUACAACGCCAUGCCGUCCGGAUUGAUGCCAGAGACAUUCUUCAUGUCAGCAUGUCAAGUGGGUGUACACGAACCACAACCCGGCAAGUGUGACUGGAAUGAGGACAAGUGGUAUGAAACAAUCGCACAACGAAGUCCCGCGGGCAAAGACGCGGAGCACAUGUCUGCUGUCGAGCGAGGUAAAUACGUGGCGAAGAAAAAGCCAGUCUUUCCAGGCUUUACAGAUCAUCCUGAUAACCGCUACAUUCUGCGACCCGAAGCCAUUGAAUCCAUCUUCAUCUUAUACCGCAUUACAGGCGAUCGCACCCUACAGGAAACAGCUUGGAAGAUGUUCCAGUCAAUUGAUACCCAGACGAGGACUCAAAUUGCCCAUGCUGCAGUUCAUGAUGUGAGAAAACCAAUUCCCGAAAAGAGCGACCGAAUGGAAAGUUUCUGGCUGGCUGAGACGCUCAAAUAUUUCUACCUCAUCUUCAGCGAGCCCUCUCUGGUGAACCUCGAUGAGUGGGUGCUGAAUACAGAGGCACAUCCUUUCCGACGGCCAACCAGCUGA
This is a messenger RNA of Exophiala aquamarina CBS 119918, 1791 nucleotides long. RefSeq names its product mannosyl-oligosaccharide alpha-1,2-mannosidase. Gene Ontology annotation, biological process: N-glycan processing; carbohydrate metabolic process. Gene Ontology annotation, molecular function: mannosyl-oligosaccharide 1,2-alpha-mannosidase activity; calcium ion binding. The record is from RefSeq and is a predicted model, not a curated record. The transcript has a single exon. Gene Ontology annotation, cellular component: endoplasmic reticulum; Golgi membrane. NCBI's taxonomy places the organism in Eukaryota, Fungi, Ascomycota, Eurotiomycetes, Chaetothyriales, Herpotrichiellaceae. Bases 1 to 1791 code for a protein of 596 amino acids.